This is a messenger RNA of Spathaspora passalidarum NRRL Y-27907, 1659 nucleotides long. RefSeq names its product GPI-linked chitinase CHT2 (gene CHT2). Gene Ontology annotation, cellular component: extracellular region. The coding region runs from base 1 to 1659 and encodes 552 amino acids. The transcript has 2 exons. The record is from RefSeq and is a predicted model, not a curated record. Gene Ontology annotation, molecular function: chitinase activity. Gene Ontology annotation, biological process: carbohydrate metabolic process. NCBI's taxonomy places the organism in Eukaryota, Fungi, Ascomycota, Pichiomycetes, Serinales, Debaryomycetaceae.
AUGUUACCAUUUAAAACUUUAAUAACUACUGCUGUAUUGACAGCAACAGCUUUAGCUGACUCCCAAAUUGCUGUCUAUUGGGGACAAAAUGGGUUUGGCGAUCAAGAGCCACUUGCAACCUACUGUCAAAAUACCAACAUGGAUAUCGUGUUAUUGUCUUUCCUUAACCAGUUCCCAGACCCAUUGAAUGUCAACUUUGCCAACCAAUGUGGUGGUACUUUCACAGACAGUGACUUAUUACACUGUAGUGCUAUUGGUGAAGACAUCAAGACCUGUCAAAGUUUAGGUAAGAAGGUUCUCUUAUCCCUUGGUGGUGCCGUCGGAAAAACCGGUUUCGCCAACACUACCGAAGCCAAGGAUUUUGCUGACGUUUUAUGGAAUAAGUUUGGUGGUGGUGACGAUGAUGAAAGACCAUUCGAUGAUGCUGUUGUUGAUGGGUUUGAUUUCGAUAUCGAACAAGGCUCUACAACUGGUUACCCAGAAUUAGCCACUGCUUUAAAGGCCAAGUUUGCUAAAGAUUCUAGCAAGUCUUACUACUUAUCUGCUGCUCCACAAUGUCCAUACCCUGAUACUUAUGUCGGCGACUUAAUUUCUGAUGUUCCUCUCGAUUACUUGUUCAUCCAAUUCUACAACAACAACUGUCAAGUUUCUGGUGAUUUCAACUUUGACGUUUGGCAAAAAUUUGCUGAAUCUGCUCCAAAUCCAAACAUUCAAUUAUUUGUUGGUGUUCCAGGUGCUCCAAGUGACGCAAUCACUGGAUUUGUCACUCCAAAGGAAUUAGCUGCUGCUCUUGAUGAUAUUAAGUGUGAUGACAACUUUGCUGGUGUUUCCCUUUGGGACGCCUCUGGUGCCUUCAAAGAUUAUAAUGGAGAUGGUGCUUACAUUGACCAAGUCAGAGACGUUUUAGACAACUUGAACGUUGAUGAAUGUAAUGAAACUUCUUCUACUGAAGAAACUUCCUCUGCAGACCCAACUUCUACUGAAGCUGAAACUACCUCUGCAGACCCAACUUCUACUGAAGCUGAAACUACCUCUGCAGACCCAACUUCAACUGAAGCUGAAACUACUUCCGAAGAUCCAACUUCUGCCCCAAGCUCCAGUGCUGGAUUCUACGGUAACUCUUCAACCAGUGCCAUUCAAAGUGUCCAAACUGUUUCCGAUAUCCACACCACUGUCAUUACUAUCACUUCAUGUUCUGAAAACAAAUGUUCUGCUACUCCAGUCACUACUGGUUACGUUAUUGUUACCGAUGUCAACACCGUGUACACUACUUAUUGUCCAUUGACUAAUGAAGAUGUCACUGUCACUAAAGCUCCUAGCUCUGCUGCUGAAAAAUGUCAAGAAAUCACCAAGACCGUUCCUGUUGCUGCCUUGCCAACCAACAAGGGUGUUAUUGCCGUUGGUUCUACCCAAGCUGCCCAACCAUCCGUUGAAGUUUCCAAGCAAACCGAAACCUACGUUUCUGGUGAUAUCACUUCAACCGUCACUGUCGCAGUGACUUCCACUUUAGAAUCUGCUGUACCAACUGUCGGCGCUUAUUCAGCUGCUGGUAAUGGUACUAUCCCAAUUUACAGUUAUGAAGGUGCUGCUGUUGCUGAUUCAAGCAGAGUUGCUCUUUGGACUACUAUUCCUCUUUUAAUGUUAGCAGCCCUCUUCUAG